GCAGAUGGACGGAUGCUCUGUCCAGUCUACUUCUACACUGCCCGCCAUCCGGAAGUCUCCUCCAACUCAAAGUCCAGCCGCCGCUAAUAAAAUCCGCGGCGGCGCCGCGCCGGGGAGUCCACCUGCGCCUUCUCCCCCUCCUUCACCCAAGCGGCGGAGGAGCCCUGCCGUCUCAAGCCCGUCCGCGCCCCGCCUCUCCCUCUCCGGUUGGAGCGCCGCCUUGCUUUAUGACGGGUUCUUCUUCAUCUUGGUCUGUUCCGCCAGCCUCUGGGGAAUGUUCUUUACAAAAUGGCGAACGUUAUGAGAUAACCAAGGCCUUAUUGAAGUGCAAAAUGGCAGAAGGAAGCUCAGUGAGCCAACACCUGGUCAAGCUAGUUGGUUACAUGUGGAGGUUGGAAGCUUUGGGCUCUGCGAUCCCCGCUUGGCUUUGUACUGAUCUUAUCCUUCUGUCUCUCCCGCCAAGCUUUAAUGGCUUUAUCAUGAAUUACAUGAUGUACAAGAUGGACAAGAGCGUGAAUGAAUUGCUCGGGAUGCUCAAGAACGCGGAGUUUUGGAUGCAGAAAGACACCAAUCAUGUGACGAAGAAGACCACUAGUUUCAAGAAGAAGGGCAAAGUCAAAAAUGGCAAGGGCGUCAGUAAGACCGACACCAAGGGAAAGCCUAAACGCGGGCCUACUAAAGAGACAGAGUGCUUCUUCUGCAAGGACAAGGGUCACUGGAAAAGGAAUUGCAAAAAGUUUUUGGCAGAAAAGAAGUCUGGAAAGUCCAGCACAAGGACUUCCGAGGACACAAGGACUGCUGAAGAAUGAGGUGCAGUUCCGUGUCGAAACGGUGUUGAAGUUGCCGCUCAGGCCGUCGGCGUGAUGCCCUACAUCUACCUUUAUAAUUCAUACUCCCACCGUCCCAAAAACUUCGUAUUAAACCUAGUAUAAAGUUGAGACAUAUAUUUAAGACCGAGGGAGUACUAUAACUUAGUGAUUGUUAUUUUGUUUCCGCGUUAUGUAAAAACAUUAUAUUAGGAUCUUGUUUCUUACGUGAUAGAUAUAUCUAUAUCUAUAUGUACUAUACUAAUAAUAAAGUAAGGUGUGAUUCUCUGUGUUUUUUA
Messenger RNA from Triticum dicoccoides, 1105 nucleotides. RefSeq lists its product as uncharacterized. Lineage: Eukaryota; Viridiplantae; Streptophyta; Magnoliopsida; Poales; Poaceae. The transcript is spliced from 4 exons. The coding region runs from base 228 to 809 and encodes 193 amino acids. Gene Ontology annotation, molecular function: zinc ion binding; nucleic acid binding. The record is from RefSeq and is a predicted model, not a curated record.